UCUCAGUAGCUUAUGUACACAACACUCAAGGAAAAACAUCUUUAGUAUAUUGUUCACCACUUCCUCACUAUACUCUCUAUUAUUUUCAUCUUCUCCCAUUUUUUUUAAGAAUGGAAAUGGUUGGCAAGAUUGCGUGCUUUGUGUUACUUUGCAUGGUGGUGGUUGCACCCCAUGCAGAGGCACUGAGCUGCGGCCAGGUUCAGUCUGGCCUGGCUCUUUGCCUCCCUUAUCUGCAGAGUCGCGGCCCUCUAGGGAGGUGUUGUGGCGGCGUUAAAGGUGUGUUGGGUGCUGCCCGGACCCCAGCUGACCGCAAGACUGCAUGCACUUGCCUGAAAUCAGCUGCUUAUGCUAUUAAGGGUAUUAAUAUGGGCAAAGCCGCUGGACUUCCUAGUGCUUGUGGCGUUAACAUUCCCUACAAGAUCAGUCCCUCUACUGACUGCUCCAGGGUCCAGUGAGGUUGAUGAAAGACAGUUUCUCUACGAACAAAUCUGAAAGUAGCGCAAUCAUAAUAAGAAGAUGAUCCUGCUUAUGGAUCCAUUACUAUGUAUCUGUUGUCUGUUUCUUUUUAUUUGAGUCUUUUCGAGUACUCAUAGUCGAGUCUUGUAACGAAACUUCAGCGGUUGGUUGGUUUUACAAUCCAAUCUUGAGACUUGAUAUAUAGAUAUCUUAUUUAGUUA
Messenger RNA from Nicotiana tabacum (common tobacco), 677 nucleotides. RefSeq names its product non-specific lipid-transfer protein 2-like. NCBI's taxonomy places the organism in Eukaryota, Viridiplantae, Streptophyta, Magnoliopsida, Solanales, Solanaceae. The record is from RefSeq and is a predicted model, not a curated record. Gene Ontology annotation, biological process: lipid transport. Gene Ontology annotation, molecular function: lipid binding.